CAUAGGUACCAGGUUCGUACUCAUAUGGAAUCCAUUUCCCAUUACCGCAUAAAUACCCAAAUUCAACAAGCAACUUAAAUUUUUUAUCUCGUGAGACAUAAAACAAAACAUUAUUUCAAAGAUGGUUCAACUACUCAACUCUUCCUACGCAAUGAUUCUCUUGGCUGCCACCUCGCGGUUGUCGUCUGCCUUUGUCCCCACAGCAAAGUCCUUCGGCCGUGCCUUGACAAAGGUGGCUGCGAGCGACAAUGACUUCGACGACUUCUCAUCGAAGGUUGCUGUUAUGUUCCCGGGUCAAGGCGCACAGUCUGUUGGUAUGUGCAGCGAGGUCGUGAACGACGUUCCUGCCGCAAAGGCCCUCUUCGACGAGGCUAGUGAAAUCUUGGGCUACGAUCUCUUGGAAGUCUGUACCGAAGGCCCCAAAGAGAAACUCGAUUCUACUGUCGUUUCGCAGCCUGCUAUUUUCGUUGCCAGUAUGGCAGCCGUAGAAAAAUUGAAGCAGGAUGCCGGUGCCGAAGCUGUCGAGGAAGCUACCUGUGCCAUGGGAUUGAGUUUGGGUGAAUACUCUGCUUUGUGCUUUGCCGGAGCCAUUUCGUUCGCCGAUGGUGUCAAAAUCACCAAGGCACGCGGAGAAGCCAUGCAAGCCGCUUCCGAUGCCGUCGAUACCGGUAUGGUUUCCGUCAUUGGUCUCCAAAGUGACAAGGUCAAAGAGCUUUGCGAGGUUGCCAGUGACAAGUCCGGAGAAAAGGUUCAAAUCGCCAACUUUUUGUGCAAAGGAAAUUAUGCCGUCAGUGGCGCUACCGCAGCUUGCGAUAAGCUUGCAGAAAUCGCCAAACCCGAAUUCAAAGCCCGAAUGACCGUCAAGUUGGCUGUCGCUGGAGCUUUCCACACUGGUAAGUAAAUGAAAGUUGAAGAGGCGGAAAUCGCAAGUUUUCUCGUCUUUUUGACCGACGACGAAACGUUACGUUGUUUCGAAAGUAAUAAUUUUGUCGAGUAACAGUCCUCUAACCCAAUUUAUCUACCUGGUACUAAUUGGAUUGCAACUCUUACUAUUUCAUUCUUAAUUUGAAGACUUCAUGGCUCCUGCUGUUUCUUCGUUGGAGGAUAUCUUGAAGGAGGUCGAAAUCAAGAAACCCCGCAUUCCUGUCAUCAGCAACGUUGAUGCCAAGCCCCACUCCGACCCUGAAGUCAUCAAAUCCUUGUUGGCCACUCAAGUAACAUCCCCAGUAUUGUGGGAAAACACUAUGGACUUGAUGCUGUCGAAGGAUUUUGAAAAGGCCUAUGAAUGUGGACCCGGAAAGGUCACAGCUGGAAUCCUUAAGCGAUUUUCCAAGACUGCAGCAUGCGAAAAUAUCAGCGUAUAAGAAACAUGUAUUCAGUCGUUCAUCAUGCACGCUAACAGUACCGCAGGGUAAUGUGCGAAGGUAGGCUGGAAAAUAACUAAAUCCUACAAACAAGGCUGUUUGUAUAAACCAAAUGCUAAGUAAACGUUUCAUGUCAUCAUGUUACACAUCGGAGUGUCAAAUGCUGUACAAGUAUGAACAGAAUUCAAUAUAUCAUUCAAUCACAUUUGAUUCGAGAGAUGAGUCUAGCAACGCGCAACAGGAGCCCACUAAAGUUAACUGAGAUUU
Messenger RNA from Pseudo-nitzschia multistriata, 1631 nucleotides. Lineage: Eukaryota; Bacillariophyta; Bacillariophyceae; Bacillariales; Bacillariaceae. The record is from the annotation of a GenBank genome assembly.